CGAGUUCACUCGGUAACUCUGUCAACAGAGAAGAGUCCGAAACAAAAGAAGGUCUUUGUUGACUUGGUUCGUUGACAUAAAAAUGGCGACUUCGAUGAUUCAGAGAUUGUUCAAGCAAGGCACAAAGAUCGUCGGCGUUGGACUCAAUUACGCUUCCCACGCCAAAGAACUUGGCAACGCCCUUCCAAAGGACCCGAUUGUGUUCUUGAAGCCAACCUCUUCGUACCUGGAAAACGGUGGAACAAUAGAGAUCCCACAUCCACUGGAUUCACUUCACCAUGAGGUGGAACUUGCUGUAGUGAUUGGACACAAGGCAAGAGAUGUCCCAGAACGGUUAGCCAUGGAUUACAUUGGAGGAUAUGCGCUUGCUCUUGAUAUGACUGCUAGGGAACUCCAUGUUUCUGCCAUGGCAUCUGGUCUCCCAUGUACGCUUGCUAAAGGACAGGAUACCUUCACUCCCAUCAGCUCCGUUUUACCAAAGGCAAUGGUGCUGGAUCCCAAUAACUUGGAACUUUGGCUAAAGGUUUGGCUCCUCAAGCUCUGUUGUCAUAUGAAGAUACACUGUUCCCUUUUAGAAUCUCCCACUCUGUAACAGGUUAAUGAUGAUACAAGACAGAAAGGUUGGACAAAGGAUAUAAUCUUCAAGGUCUCAUAUCUCAUCAGCUACAUAAGCUCUGUAGUGACCCUUUUCAAAGGAGAUGUUACAUUGACAGGUAAAAUAUUCAAUAUUACCAAGUUCGUGCUAAGGGAAAAAGAUCAUAAGAUCGUCGGAUUCCAGGACAAAGCUAGCUGGAGAUUUUGUUCGUCAAGUUGGUGUCCAUAUCUCGCUAAUCUCCAAGCCUUAGACGUGUCGAUCUCUAAAUGGUUCUUAGUUCUAAUCAUAGUUAAAAAUAAUUUCAUAGUAUUACAUGUUGGUGACUGGU
Molecule: messenger RNA, 923 nt
Organism: Arabidopsis lyrata subsp. lyrata
Lineage: Eukaryota; Viridiplantae; Streptophyta; Magnoliopsida; Brassicales; Brassicaceae
Product: acylpyruvase FAHD1, mitochondrial
Exons: 5
Coding region: 83-592 (169 amino acids)
Cellular component (GO): mitochondrion
Molecular function (GO): acetylpyruvate hydrolase activity
Source: RefSeq, a predicted model, not a curated record